AUGAAAACCAGGAAAUAACUAUUUUCCACUCCACUCAUCGAAACGAUGGAGCAAACCCGUCAAAAAACAUUCACUUGUCAGUUGUGUGGUUUAACAAGCCCGUAUUCUCACUAUGGACAGAAACCACCAAACACUAGAGCCAUUGUUUUGCUGGAGGAGUGUUACGUGACAAAGGAUCCCUUCAGUCCAGACAAAGAGAAGUUUCUGGUCCUGGGAUCAACGUGCAGCCUGUGCAGCAUGUGUGUCUGUGUAGGAUCGGACUGCAGUCUUUUCUACACAAAGAGGUUCUGCAUGCAGUGUGUGAACAAGCACUUGGACCAGUUCCCUCAUCAGAUUCAGACUGAGCUGGCCAAGAAGAAGGAGAGGUCCAAGGCUGCCGUCUCAUGAAAUCGGGCAAGAUGACCACAACCUACUCAGGUGUCUAGGACCUUAAUAGCUUUUGUCAAUAUGUUUGUUUUUUACCAACACGAGCCAAACCUUUAAAAUACACCACACAUACUAAAAACAACAUCCAGUUCUUUAUCAGUAUUGCUCUGUGUUUUUUAUUGUGGUAAAAAUGUAGCAUACAUCCAACAUUAUUAUUAUUAUUAUUAUUAUUAUUAAUAAUAAUAUUAUUAAUAAUAAUAAUAAUAAUAAUAAUAAUACAUGCCUGUUCCCAGGUUGUUAAAGUGCUGCAUUAGCCAACCAGGUUUAAUUAGUUUAUCGUAGCGUUUCAUAGAAGGUAAAAACAGCAGGUGUGUGUAGUGUUGCGCAUGCAGGCUCAGAUUCAGACCGUCCACAUUAAAAUUGGCUGAAAGUGGAUUGAUGGACAUUUCAACCUAGCACCCAAGCACACAUUUUCUAUAUAAAGCAACCUAUCAGGUCAGGUUUAACAUAUUUAAAUUACAGUUAAUAAAUAACAUGUUCAUGUUGUAAACACCAUGAAAAAUAUUAUGGAUAUAAGGUUCAGAGGAGCAAUGUGGAAGCGACAGCAUUAUCCCAAAUUCAGCUGCUUGUCAGGCUGAUUCCCAUUUUCAUGGUUGUUGAAGUGGAAAAGAAAUAAUUAUUAAAUCUCCCGCAAUUUGUUUAUUGUGCUUCAUGAAAAAUGCCUGUUUCACAAUUCUUAAUGUGCCUUUUUUAUGACAGAACACAGUUUUAUUGCUUUUCAGCAACAUAUGGAAGUGGUAAUAACAUUUAUGACACAUCCUCUCUAACAAUAGACACAUGUACGUGUUGACAGCGACAUAUCCUUUGUAAAGCUGCAUUACUGCUCUCCCUUUGAUUUCUUUGUUCAUGGGCAAAGUGAACUGUUGACUCCCGUGGAGUCCCUUGAAACCAUAAAAAAAACCAACAACACACAAAGCGACUGUUCUGUUUUGUGACUUUUUUAAUUAUGAACCAUAAAUAGUGUGUGUUAUGUUCAUUUUAUUGUAGUUGCAAUACUCACUCUGCUACAUUUAGCAAAAA
Molecule: messenger RNA, 1446 nt
Organism: Solea solea (common sole)
Lineage: Eukaryota; Metazoa; Chordata; Actinopteri; Pleuronectiformes; Soleidae
Gene: cdpf1
Product: cysteine rich DPF motif domain containing 1
Exons: 3
Coding region: 46-387 (113 amino acids)
Source: RefSeq, a predicted model, not a curated record